AUGGCUUUGAGACUGUCGACGCUAAAACGCGCCGCGGUUGAAUCACGGCGCAUGUUUGAACCCCGAAGCUUCAGACACUUUUCCGCUAUUCCUCCUCCUUUAAGCGGCGCCUUUGAUCGCCCCACCGCUUCGCCGCCGCUGGUUUUACCGGAGUUCUAUCAGGAUCAACUUGAUUUUAAUGAUGACAAGAGUUUCGGAUUCGGUUUCCCAAGUUUCUAUUUCGGUGGAUCCACGGAGUUAAUGGCUGUGCCCAAGAAGAAGGUUUCUAAAUACAAGAGAGGGCUAAGAAAUGGACCAAAAGCCCUUAAACCUACUCCCGUGAUCAUCCGUUGCAGCAGAAUGUUUUUGUUACCACCAGCUGACACUUCUAUGUUUCCAGGAGUUGUGGGCGAGUUAAGCUGCCACAUUUCUACUGCUGCAGCGGUGAACGCGCAAUACCGGAUGAGCAAAGGUCGAGAAUCAAAUGCUGUUCUUAGUGGAGGGCUCAAAAUCAAUAUGCUGUUUGAACAUAUGUUGUUACUUGGAGUUUAUGAUCGAUUCUACAUUCACAAGAAAAAUAAGAUGGCCAUGUCCCCAAAGUCGUGUGUGUUUGAUUGGUUCUCAUUAGUACUGCCAAAUUAUGCGGUUUUACUGCCACAGUGGAGCUUACGAAGCAACACGUGUCAUCAUUUGUUGGGCUAA
Molecule: messenger RNA, 681 nt
Organism: Arabis nemorensis
Lineage: Eukaryota; Viridiplantae; Streptophyta; Magnoliopsida; Brassicales; Brassicaceae
Source: the annotation of a GenBank genome assembly